AUGCCUCUCAAAAUUCCUACCAAUGAAAAAGACAAUUCACAACUCUUACAAGAACAGCAAAAAGACGAAAUAAAUAAUAAAAUGGUGUGUGAAGAAGAAGAAGAAAGUGAUACAGGAAGGGGUUUGGCUAAAUCUUUGACGUUAAUGAAUGGUGUUUCGAUGAUUGUUGGAUGUAUCAUUGGAUCGGGAAUUUUUCUGUCACCUACGGGAGUUCAAAGAGAGGCUGGAAGUGUUGGAUUGUCUCUUCUAAUAUGGAUAUUUUGCGGUUUGUUUGUUGGACUUGGCUCUUAUUGUUAUGCCGAACUUGGUACUUUGAUUAAAAAAUCUGGUGGAGAUUAUGCUUAUAUUAUGGAGGCUUUUGGACCUUUUUUGGCAUUUAUUCGAUUAUGGGUUGAAGCUAUUAUUGUUAGGCCAUGUACUUGUACAAUUGUUUGUUUGACCUUUGCUACUUACAUUCUUCGACCGUUCUUCCCCAAUUGUUCCCCGCCUUCAGGAAUUAUUCAAAUGAUUGCUGCUGCUUUGAUAAGUGUGUGUAAAAAAUUUAUUGAAAAAUUUGAGAGGUUUUUUAAAAAUUUUUAUUAUUUUUCAGUUUUUUUGACGACUUUAAAUUGUGUUUCUGUUAGGUGGUCAACAAUUGUUAUGGAUACCUUUACUGUUGCCAAAAUAUUUGCUCUUUUGCUUAUUACUUUUACAGGAAUUUAUUUGUUGGUUAGCGGAGAUCCACUUUAUCGAAAGUCAUUUGAGAACAUUUUUGAAGACACAAAUACCAAUAUUGGCAAAGUUUCAAUAGCCUUUUAUUCUGGACUUUUUGCCUAUCAAGGAUGGAAUUAUUUAAAUUUUAUUAUUGAAGAGCUUCAAAAUCCUAAAAGAAAUCUUCCUCUUGCAAUUCUCAUCUCAACCGUUUCUGUUACUAUAAUUUAUGUUUUUACAAAUGUUGCUCUCUACACAGUUAUUAGCCCACAAGAAAUGUUGGCUUCUGAUGCUGUUGCUGUGGAAUUUGCAAAUAAAAUGUAUGGACCUUUAGCUUUUACAAUGCCUAUAUUUGUUGCUUGUUCGACUUUUGGAUCAGCAAAUGGAGUGAUUUUCACAUCAUCAAGACUUUUCUAUGUUGGCGCUAGAGAGGAACAAAUGCCAAUUGCAUUAACUAUGAUAAAUAAACAAACGAGAACACCAAUACCGGCAGUAGCAUUUCUGGGAUUCUUGUCACUUUGUUAUUUAGCUUUUGGAGAUGAUGCAAUAACUCUAAUAAAUUAUAUCCAAAUAAGUUAUUGGUUGGCUAUAGGUUUAGCAAUUUCUGCACUUUUUUAUCUUCGCAAAAAAAUGCCAAAUGCUCCAAGACCGAUAAAAGUUAAUUUAAUAUUUCCUUCUUUAUUUUUGUUUGGAUGUAUGGCACUUGUUGUUAUACCUAUUGUUGGGAAUCCUAAGGAUACAGCAAUUGGAAUAGCAAUAAUGUUGACAGCUAUACCUGUCUAUUUACUUUUUAUUUAUUGGAAAAAUAGGCCAAUGUGGAUUUACAGAGCUUCGGGUAUUUUUUUGUUGUUUAAUAAAAUAUUUUUUAUUUGA
Molecule: messenger RNA, 1563 nt
Organism: Meloidogyne enterolobii
Lineage: Eukaryota; Metazoa; Nematoda; Chromadorea; Rhabditida; Meloidogynidae
Source: the annotation of a GenBank genome assembly